CUUGUCCCGUUCCACCUUCAGCCAUUUUAACAAUGUUGGGUGCUGUGGGACGCUGCUGCACCGGGGCUUUGCAGGCUCUCAAGCCCGGGGUGACCCCCCUGAAGGCUCUCAAAGGAGCUCCGGCACUGUUUUCUCGCAGGGAUUAUGCUGCUCCAGCCGCAGCUGCUGCCGUCGCCAGCGGGCGUAUCGUCGCCGUCAUCGGUGCCGUCGUAGACGUCCAGUUCGACGAGGAUCUGCCCCCCAUUCUCAAUGCCCUGGAGGUGGCCGGCCGUGACUCCAGGCUAGUCCUGGAGGUGGCUCAACAUCUUGGGGAGAACACUGUCCGCACCAUUGCUAUGGACGGUACUGAAGGACUGGUGCGUGGUCAGAAGGUUCUUGACACUGGUGCGCCCAUCAGAAUCCCUGUGGGACCCGAGACGCUUGGCAGGAUCAUGAAUGUCAUUGGUGAGCCCAUUGAUGAGAGAGGACCAAUUUCCACAAAACAGACUGCCCCCAUCCACGCUGAGGCCCCAGAAUUUGUUGAAAUGAGUGUCGAGCAGGAGAUUCUGGUCACAGGAAUCAAGGUCGUGGACCUGCUGGCCCCCUAUGCCAAGGGUGGCAAGAUUGGUCUCUUUGGUGGUGCUGGUGUGGGCAAGACCGUAUUGAUUAUGGAGCUGAUCAACAAUGUGGCCAAGGCUCACGGUGGUUACUCCGUGUUUGCUGGUGUGGGAGAGAGAACCCGUGAGGGAAAUGAUCUCUACCAUGAGAUGAUCGAGUCUGGUGUCAUCAACCUGAAGGACACCACCUCAAAGGUGGCGCUGGUGUACGGACAGAUGAAUGAGCCCCCAGGCGCCCGUGCCCGUGUGGCUUUGACUGGGCUGACCGUUGCCGAAUAUUUCCGUGACCAGGAGGGACAGGAUGUGCUUCUGUUCAUCGACAACAUUUUCCGCUUCACUCAGGCUGGAUCAGAGGUGUCUGCCCUGUUGGGUCGUAUCCCCUCUGCUGUGGGUUAUCAGCCCACACUGGCCACUGACAUGGGUACCAUGCAGGAGAGAAUUACGACAACCAAGAAGGGUUCGAUCACAUCUGUGCAGGCUAUCUAUGUGCCUGCUGAUGACUUGACUGAUCCUGCUCCCGCUACCACUUUCGCUCACUUGGACGCCACCACUGUGUUGUCUCGUGCUAUUGCUGAGCUGGGUAUCUACCCCGCUGUGGAUCCUUUGGAUUCCACCUCCCGUAUCAUGGACCCCAACAUUGUCGGAUCUGAGCAUUAUGACAUAGCCCGUGGUGUGCAGAAGAUUCUCCAGGACUACAAGUCCCUGCAGGAUAUCAUUGCUAUUCUGGGUAUGGAUGAGUUGUCUGAGGAGGACAAGCUGACCGUGGCUCGUGCCCGUAAAAUCCAGAGGUUCCUGUCCCAGCCCUUCCAGGUUGCUGAGGUCUUCACUGGACACUUGGGCAAACUUGUGCCCCUGAAAGAGACCAUCAAAGGCUUCAAGGCUAUUCUUUGUGGCGAGUAUGAUGCACUUCCUGAACAGGCCUUCUACAUGGUGGGGCCAAUUGAGGAGGUCGUCCUGAAGGCAGAGAAACUGGCUGAGGAACAUUCGUAAAUAAGUCACUUUUAAAUGUCUUGGGGGUGGGCUGAAUGGAAAGGAGGAGCACUUGGUUUGUAACGUCACAUUCAAAAUGCAAUUGUAUCUUUAUCAAUGGUCAUCCUGAAAGUUCUAUUUAAUGUUUCCAAUUAAUCAAGAUGGAAAUAAAACUGUCUUGCCGUGAA
Messenger RNA from Triplophysa rosa, 1753 nucleotides. It is a transcript of the gene atp5f1b, whose product is annotated as ATP synthase F1 subunit beta. Gene Ontology annotation, biological process: proton motive force-driven mitochondrial ATP synthesis; proton transmembrane transport. NCBI's taxonomy places the organism in Eukaryota, Metazoa, Chordata, Actinopteri, Cypriniformes, Nemacheilidae. The transcript is spliced from 10 exons. The record is from RefSeq and is a predicted model, not a curated record. The coding region runs from base 33 to 1586 and encodes 517 amino acids. Gene Ontology annotation, molecular function: proton-transporting ATP synthase activity, rotational mechanism; ATP hydrolysis activity; ATP binding.